This is a messenger RNA of Pediculus humanus corporis (human body louse), 1899 nucleotides long. Its product is annotated as Cylicin-1, putative. NCBI's taxonomy places the organism in Eukaryota, Metazoa, Arthropoda, Insecta, Psocodea, Pediculidae. The record is from RefSeq and is a predicted model, not a curated record. The transcript is spliced from 2 exons. The coding region runs from base 1 to 1899 and encodes 632 amino acids.
AUGUUUCAUUUGGGAUCAUUCGAAAGUUCAUUAAGAAACAGCGAUGGUGGAAAAAAAUAUUCGAUGAAAAAGCGAAAGGAAACGAAAACGAAAUAUUACGAGUGCAAAGGACCGAACAAAAGGUGCGAGGAAACGGAUAAAAGCAAUAAAAAGGAUUCGAACAAAAAGAAAAAGGUUCGGAGUGAAAGCGUUCUCAAAAGCGACGAAUCUUUGACGGAUUCUGCUGUAGAAAUUUCGGAUCACGUUCCUCGGGAAUCUAGUCGAGAAACUUCGGUCGAUGACGGUUCGACGGGAUUGAGCGAAUCCGAUAAUGAAAAAUUAAGAAUCGUUGAUUGUGAUAAUUAUGAUAGCACGAGAAAAAAACGUCGGAACGGUGAUAAUAAAUUGAUUACAUCCUUUGAAAAUGUUUUACAAAAAAGGGUUAAAUUAGUUAGAAGUCGGAGUUGGAACGGAAUUUCGUCGAACGAUAUGAAAACUCGUAAAACAUUAAAAAUUCGGGGUCCUUUAGGCUCUCUAGUCGAUUUAUCAAAGUCUACUACACUCGAUGGUCGUGGUAGUAGUCCGUCCGAUUCGUUAUUAGAUUUAAAAUCGAUUGUCGAACAAUCGAAUUGUCCGAUUGUCAAAGUCGUGGUCAAAGAAUUGUCUGACGCGAGUGAAGUUUUCAAAAGAAAAAAAACACAAGACGAGGGUAAAACGGAUGAAAAAUUAUUCGAUGCCAUCGACACGUUGUCGAAGAGAAUGUGCGACACCGUUCACGCUCGUCGGGAUGCUUUCGAAAAUUUACAAUUGGAAGAAUUUGAAAAUGAGGAAGUAUCGAAAUUGUUCGAGAAAUAUUUCGAAAACGUGAAAGAUGGGGAAAAAAUAGACUCGAGAGAAGCGAUUGAAGAUUUAAUCGAGAGUCUCAAUUGUUUGGAUUCGCGGAAAAUUCCGACGACGAUGAAAAAUCGAAAGGGUAGUAAAAUAUCGAUAAAAGAUAAGAAGAAAAAUUGUACGGAUGCAGAAGUCAUAUCGAGAUUGUGCAGGAGUCAUUUGAAAGAUGAAGAAAUCAUUAAAAAUAUUUUACCCAACAAAAAGGAGAUGAUAAUGAUAAAAAAAUCUAAGAAAACGGCAGAAUUGGAAAGAAAAUGGAUUCCGGGUGGAAUUUCGAAAAGGUUACCCGUUUUAGAAACGAUGGAAACCAUCAAAUCGGGGAGUAAACCUUUGACCAAUCAAAAUCCCGCCAACGUUUUGUCGAAACCGGAAACGCACAAGUUUCCCGCGGAUGGAACACCUUCGGGAAAAUUAUCCGAGCCGGAUAAAAGGGCAAAAUGUUCGCAGGAAAAAUCAGAGAUUAAAAAAAAAGAAUUUGUCGAACAUAAUGCGAAGUCGUGGAAGGACAAAGGUUCGGAAAUGAAAAUCGUCGAUUCGAAUGAAAAAGUUGACGUACCUGAAAAAUCAAACGACCAAAAUAAUAAAAAAUCAUCGUCUAAAGUCGAUAAUUUAAAAACGACAAAUAAACUAAAAGAAAAAUUGAAUAGAUUUUCGUCGGAAAAUGAUUUCGUUGGAAAAAAUAAAACGUCAAAUUGCGGAAAUAAAAAUGGCGGCGGCAGCAGUCACAACAACAACAGAACAAUAUUGAAAGGUUUAAAACCGAGUUCGGAAAAGGAAAAAAUUCAUUUGAGAAUCGAAGAAAAUUUUACGAACGGAUUGAAAGAAUGUGUGGAAUUUUCCAAACAUCCGGGAGGAGGGAAACCGGAAACGGAUGAUGAAUCAAAAACAAAUGAGAAAAUGGGAAAAGUUAAAAAAUUGAUAUCGAAUUUUGAAAGUUCGAUUCGAUUCGAUGAUUUACAACCGGAAACGAAUAAAAAUAAAAAUUUAAAAUCCGACGAUUCGAAUAAUAAUAAUAAUAAGACCGGAUGA